AUGACUGCUGUGGCAUCACCACCUAGCGUGCAAACGGGGCCUCGCAUGGGAUGGUUCGAUACUGGUAACGGAGGACAAGGUGCUUUCUCUUCAAUGGACGCGGAAGAAGUGUCUCGGACAUUUAUGCCUCGAAAAACCGUCCAGAGAUCGAACUCUUCGUCAUCCCUCCGAUCCAACGGCUCCGCCUCAACUACAGUGGCUCUUACUGAACAGAAUCCGGGCGCCGCACAACCUGCGCCCACAAAUACCUGGGGCAAGAAGAAGCCCUCGAGAAAUCUCUGGCAUACCUCCAAUUCCGAGCCGCAGUCCCUACGCGGCAUCCCACCCUCCUCUCAAGCCAUGCCGGCCUUUUCUUCCGGCCCUGGCGCUUUGUCCGCGGUCCAUCAGCCGUCAUCCAUUGUUCCGUCUCAGCAUAUGCUCCAACUCUCCCAGCAACAAAAUGGUCUCCGCUCAGCGAGCGUUCCACAGGGCGACCCGCCUGCGAUCUUGACCCUUCUGCCCAUCAACGGUACCUUCGAGAAGAAACAAAUCACCGUGCCUUUUUACCCGGAGCUGAUACGCAUUGGCCGACAGACCAAUGCGAAGACAGUGCCCACCCCAGUGAAUGGAUUUUUCGACUCGAAGGUGCUAUCACGGCAGCACGCUGAAAUCUGGGCCGAUAAGAACGGGAAGAUCUGGAUCCGCGAUGUUAAAUCGUCCAAUGGUACUUUCGUGAACGGAAAGCGCCUGUCUCAGGAGAACCGCGAAUCCGAUCCCCAUGAGUUGCGUGAGAACGAUACGUUAGAACUCGGAAUAGAUAUUGUUAGCGAAGAUCAGAAGACGAUUGUUCAUCACAAGGUGUCCGCCAAGGUCGAGCAUGCGGGCAUCUAUGCGUCGAUUCCCAACAUACUCGACCUGACGCUUGGCGACUUGGAUCCUUCGGCUGGCAAUGGCCUUGUUCCAUCACCACUCACCCAGCCUAUGGUACAACUUCGCGGUCGAUCAGGUAGUACCAUGAGCAACCGCAGUGCACAAAGUGCAGCGAGCAGCCAGUUCAAUGCGAUGCAGCAACAGCGUCAGAUGAACUACUGGAAUUCGCCGAUCUCAAUAGAGCAAGUGGUCAAGCGACUCACGAACGAGAUGAAACAGGCGAAACAGCAAUCGCAGGAGCUCCGGCAGACGGACGAGUUCCUCACGACUCUGAUGAAACCCGGUCAGCCCGAGAAAGAAAAGGCGAAGCAUUCACCGCCCGAUACCAAUGCCGCUCGCGCGAUCAACGGCAGACCCAAAAUUCCCCGCGUAGACUCGUUCUCACGGUUUUCCGAGCCUCCCGCACCUCCUCCACAGCAACCGCUCCCUGAGAAGCCGGAUGCUCUACCUCGAAAUGGCACAGACUCCCUCUCCCCUCUGAAGCGUUCCGAUACCGAAAAACCCAAGCUUGGUGGCAGCUCGCCUGUCAGUCGUGAUAACAGUCAGAUCCUUUCACUGAUUGAAGCAUUGUCAUCCGCCAAACGGGAGCUGGACACUCAAGGCGCCCGUGUCAAGGAACUAGAAGCCAUGUUGCUCCAAGAGCGAUCGGCUCGCGAAUCCGCCGAAGAGAAGGCCAGAACUCUGGAGAUGCGGACCGUUACAAAUGGUACGCAUGACACGUCUGUGUGCAGCGACGCCGAUCACGAGAUCACGCAAACUGUGCCGAUGGAUAAGUCGGUAGAAGAGCCUGCUGCCGAAGUUGCCGCGGAAGUUGUGACUGAGGUAGAACAGGCGGGUUCCCCUACCGAGGAUCUUCAACAUCGUCUGGAAACGAUGAUCCAGGAAAUGGAAGAAAUGAAGAAGCAAGUGACGAUCUUCAAAGAACAGGCCCAACGUGCGGAAAGUGAAACGGCUGAAGCACGCAAGUCCCUGGCGGAGAUGAUUGAAACAUUACGACGAGAGCGCGCGGAGCGUGCCGAGAGCGAUGCCAAGAUGGAGGCUUCAGGAACAAACCAUGUUCCUGACACCACGAUUACCAAGGCGGAGAAUGCCAUCGAGAAAGAUGCCUCCGAGCCUAGCGACCCACGACUGCAGCCUGCUGCAUCACCCCGCAUGAAAGAAGACGACACUGCAGAUUCCAAACUGGCCGCGCAGCCUCACCGACAUGACGUUCUGGAGCAAUCCAGCCCAUUUGCGUCAAUGCUGGGAGUCGUGCUUCUAGGAGUCGGAUUAAUGGCCUACUUGAAUGGAUGGCAGAAGAUGGAUAAAUGA
Aspergillus japonicus CBS 114.51 is the source of this 2220-nucleotide messenger RNA. Its product is annotated as putative cytoplasm to vacuole targeting Vps64. The record is from RefSeq and is a predicted model, not a curated record. The transcript has 2 exons. Gene Ontology annotation, molecular function: protein binding. NCBI's taxonomy places the organism in Eukaryota, Fungi, Ascomycota, Eurotiomycetes, Eurotiales, Aspergillaceae. Gene Ontology annotation, cellular component: cytoplasm. Bases 1 to 2220 code for a protein of 739 amino acids.